GACGUCAGCUUUCUCUUCCGCCCGCUCUGUCCCCACCAGCGAGACAGGGCCGCAGCCGCCGCCAUUACCGGUCCCCUCCUUUCCUCCGCUCCCGGAGAAUCCGCCGCCAUCCGCAGCCAUGGUGAACUUCACAGUAGACCAGAUUCGGUCCAUUAUGGACAAAAAGGCCAAUAUCCGAAACAUGUCUGUGAUUGCUCAUGUGGACCAUGGCAAAUCCACCUUGACUGACUCCCUGGUAUGCAAAGCUGGUAUCAUUGCUUCUGCCCGCGCUGGUGAGACCCGGUUCACCGACACGAGAAAAGAUGAGCAGGAAAGGUGCAUCACUAUCAAGUCAACAGCUAUCUCUCUCUUCUACGAGCUGUCUGAAAAUGACAUGGCUUUCAUCAAGCAAAGCAAGGAUGGUUCUGGUUUCCUGAUCAACUUGAUUGACUCCCCUGGACACGUAGAUUUCUCUUCUGAAGUCACAGCUGCUCUCCGUGUCACUGAUGGUGCCCUGGUUGUUGUAGACUGUGUCUCUGGUGUGUGUGUACAGACCGAAACUGUGCUGCGACAGGCCAUUGCUGAGAGGAUCAAGCCUGUCCUGAUGAUGAACAAGAUGGACAGGGCACUGCUGGAGCUGCAGUUGGAGCCAGAAGAGCUGUACCAGACCUUCCAGCGUAUUGUGGAGAAUGUCAACGUCAUCAUUUCUACCUAUGGGGAAGGAGAGAGUGGCCCCAUGGGAAACAUCAUGAUUGAUCCUGUGCUAGGUACAGUUGGCUUUGGUUCUGGCCUGCAUGGCUGGGCUUUCACCCUGAAACAAUUUGCUGAGAUGUAUGUUGCAAAGUUUGCUGCAAAGGGUGAUGGGCAACUGAGUGCUGCUGAGCGUGCCAAGAAGGUAGAGGACAUGAUGAAGAAGCUGUGGGGAGACAGAUAUUUUGAUCCUGCUUCUGGCAAGUUCAGCAAAUCUGCUACCAACCCUGAUGGAAAGAAACUGCCCAGGACUUUCUGCCAGCUGAUCCUAGACCCCAUCUUCAAGGUUUUUGAUGCAAUCAUGAACUUCAGGAAAGAGGAGACUGCUAAACUGAUUGAGAAGCUAGACAUCAAACUUGACAGUGAGGAUAAAGACAAGGAGGGCAAACCCCUGCUGAAGGCUGUGAUGAGGCGCUGGCUGCCUGCCGGAGAAGCUCUGCUGCAGAUGAUCACCAUCCACCUGCCUUCCCCUGUCACAGCUCAGAAAUACCGCUGUGAGCUGCUGUACGAGGGCCCCCCUGAUGACGAAGCUGCCAUGGGUAUUAAGAACUGUGACCCCAAAGGGCCCCUGAUGAUGUACAUCUCUAAAAUGGUGCCAACCUCAGACAAAGGUCGUUUCUAUGCUUUUGGACGUGUCUUCUCUGGUCUCGUCUCUACUGGCUUGAAAGUCAGAAUUAUGGGACCAAAUUACACUCCUGGCAAGAAGGAAGAUCUGUAUCUGAAACCAAUCCAAAGGACCAUUCUUAUGAUGGGCCGUUACGUUGAACCCAUUGAGGACGUGCCUUGUGGUAACAUCGUUGGGCUGGUCGGUGUUGACCAGUACCUGGUCAAGACCGGAACCAUCACCACCUUUGAGCAUGCUCAUAACAUGAGAGUGAUGAAGUUCAGUGUCAGCCCUGUGGUGCGUGUGGCUGUUGAAGCAAAGAACCCAGCUGACUUGCCCAAGCUAGUAGAAGGACUGAAGCGUUUGGCCAAGUCUGACCCUAUGGUGCAGUGCAUCAUUGAAGAGUCUGGAGAACACAUCAUUGCCGGUGCAGGAGAGCUGCAUUUGGAGAUCUGCCUGAAGGAUCUGGAAGAGGACCAUGCAUGCAUUCCAAUUAAGAAAUCUGACCCUGUCGUCUCUUACCGUGAGACAGUCAGUGAGGAAUCCAAUGUGCUGUGCCUUUCCAAAUCCCCCAACAAGCACAACAGGCUGUACAUGAAGGCCCGACCCUUCCCAGAUGGAUUGGCUGAGGAUAUCGACAAAGGCGACGUCUCUUCCCGUCAGGAGCUGAAGCAGCGUGCACGCUACCUAGCUGAGAAGUACGAGUGGGAUGUCACUGAAGCCCGUAAAAUCUGGUGCUUUGGUCCAGAUGGCACUGGCCCCAACAUCCUGACUGAUAUCACCAAGGGAGUGCAGUACCUGAAUGAAAUCAAGGACAGUGUUGUGGCUGGCUUCCAGUGGGCUACUAAGGAGGGAGCUCUGUGUGAGGAGAACAUGCGCGGAGUCCGCUUUGAUGUGCACGACGUGACCCUGCACGCUGAUGCCAUUCACCGUGGUGGUGGGCAGAUCAUCCCUACUGCCAGGAGGUGCCUGUAUGCCUGUGUGCUCACUGCUCAGCCAAGACUUAUGGAGCCCAUCUAUCUUGUAGAGAUCCAGUGUCCAGAACAAGUAGUUGGUGGGAUCUAUGGUGUCCUGAACAGGAAGCGUGGCCAUGUCUUCGAGGAGUCCCAGGUGGCAGGCACUCCCAUGUUUGUUGUUAAGGCCUACCUGCCUGUCAACGAGUCUUUUGGUUUUACAGCUGACUUGAGAUCCAACACAGGUGGCCAGGCCUUCCCCCAGUGUGUGUUCGACCACUGGCAGAUCCUGCCUGGGGACCCCUUUGACAACACUAGCCGUCCUUGCCAGGUGGUUGCUGAGACCCGCAAACGCAAAGGGCUGAAGGAAGGUAUCCCGGCACUAGACAACUUCCUAGACAAAUUGUAAAAGCUACCCCAACACCAGUUUAAAAUCACUGUCGUUGGACUCUGAAUAAACUAACUAGCAUAACAUCAAAUGCAGCAGGCAACUGUAGACUGCAGUGACCAUCUCUUUGCAUUAUACUUAAUCAGUUUCAUAGCAAUUUGAGACUUUCAGAAAAAAACACAUUGAUAUUCAGCCUUAUAGGUUUCUGUGUUGCACAUGACUCAUUAGGGCCCCACUUGGUGCCAUUGUAACUUAAAAACAUUUCCACUUGAUGCAACUCAAGUUGCCCAGUUCCGUAUUUAUUUGACACAGGAAAGAUGCUUUCCUCUCUGCAGGGAUUGGGCAAAAGGGGUGGGGUGGGGUAAGAGGGCACCUGCCUCUUCAAAGGGGGAAAUUCAUAAUGCCCAGCGACUUGCAAACCAAGCAAAAUAUUGCAGGAAGAGGGUUUGCUUGAGUUAAUGGCCUCUAGUAUGCUUUUUUUUUUUUCUUUUUCCCCCCCCAGGGGAGGGGGAUGUGUAAGGGGACUUCUAGUUGGGCAGAAACUCAAAGGCAGGAAGAUCUUGUGCAGUGUGAUUGUAUCAUGAACAUCAACCAAUGUAUUAGUGCCACUGGAAUAAUAAAUUUGAUAUGGUGAUGAGUA
This is a messenger RNA of Gopherus flavomarginatus (Mexican gopher tortoise), 3314 nucleotides long. RefSeq names its product eukaryotic translation elongation factor 2 (gene EEF2). Gene Ontology annotation, cellular component: cytosol; ribonucleoprotein complex. The record is from RefSeq and is a predicted model, not a curated record. NCBI's taxonomy places the organism in Eukaryota, Metazoa, Chordata, Testudines, Testudinidae. Gene Ontology annotation, biological process: translational elongation. The coding region runs from base 119 to 2695 and encodes 858 amino acids. Gene Ontology annotation, molecular function: translation elongation factor activity; GTP binding; GTPase activity. The transcript has 15 exons.